Molecule: messenger RNA, 1620 nt
Organism: Trichoderma citrinoviride
Lineage: Eukaryota; Fungi; Ascomycota; Sordariomycetes; Hypocreales; Hypocreaceae
Exons: 5
Coding region: 1-1620 (539 amino acids)
Source: RefSeq, a predicted model, not a curated record
AUGGAGGCCUACAAUGCUAGAGAAAGUGUGGUGGCAACGAGCCUCUCUCCUCUCUACCCACGCGAUGUCAACGGCGGUCCAUCGACCAGUUGGUACGAGCAUCGCCCCCCAUUUGUCCCUGACAACGCGACUCUCCAUGGCACUCAGUCGUCUCCAAUCAUCAAGGAGCAAUAUGAAGACCGGUUCCCUUUCGCAAUGGCCGAAAACUCUCACCACAGCGCCUGGUCUCCCAAUCCGACCGCAGGGCCAGCCUGGUAUCCUUCAGAACCCUCUCCCAGCCUGCUGCUCAACGGCGAAUACGAUGGCGCCCCAGGACCCUUCACCGCAUACGGCACUGACAACGUGAACAGCGAAUACGAAGCCCAGCUUCCCUGGCCAGAGUCAGACCCCUUUGCUUCAGACUCCAAUAUGGAGGAAGUAAAUCCGUUUCAGGAAACCUACUAUACUUCGAAUGGGCUAGAUGGGAACCCUCACACCGUUUGUGACCCAGCCAUGACCCUUCAUCCUCUCACAGCGGGAGCGGCAGGUGUCACACCGGGCAGUUUGGCCCAGCAGCCGGUAGUGUUUGAAACAUCACCCGGCUUUGUUUCCUUCAGAAGAUACAGCAGGCAAGGGGCUCCAGAAGGGCCAGUGAUGCCAAUGCGUGAAGCAGAAGGGCCAGUUCCAGCAUCCAUGGGGCUUACAGCUCCAGGCCAGUCGUCGUUGAACACCUCAUCUCCACUCUCUGUCAUCUCACCUCCACCGUCUGCGACCUCAUCCUCUCGCAAACGCAACACCGCGGUAGCCGACCUCGAAAAGAGCCCUGUCGCCCCCAAGAAGAGAGUCAUCAAGCCCCAGCUGACGGCAAAGGUCGACAACAGCGAGGACUUUGAGAUUCAAAAGGACAGCGAGAUGGCCCCUACCGGCGUCUAUCAGGGAUACUUUCAGAACUGGGACGUAGCUAGACAGAAGCUCCAGCGGCUCCUUGAGCUGUACCGAAAGCCCAAGGAGAACUGCAGUUACCCGUCCAACGAUGAGACCUUUCCCGUUACCGAUGAAGACAAGAUCGGCUACAUCAAAAACCUUUUCGACGCCAUCAACGACUGGUCAAAUUUUAGAGAAUGGUCGCAAGCUCUGAAGACGGAAGAUCGAAACCGCAUCAUUGAUCGUUUGCGACGCAGGCACGCCGGGAGUGACAAUGCUGAAGUGGACAUUUCGUUGGAUGACAUGAGACCCAGCCAGCAGGAGCUCGAGGCCCUUCUCCCGCCUCUCCAGGCGCAGCAAAAGAAGAUCUUGGGCCGCUUGCUCAGCGACCAGACGGUCGAAUGGCUCUGUUGGGAGCUCAUUGAGGCUUACGACUCGUUUGCGCAGCGCGUAGAGGCGAUGUGUUACGCUUUGCGGCUCGUCAAGUCGCUCCUAUCUGCGGGCGAUGGCUGGAAACUCCGCAUUGCCAACAACCCCCAAGGAGAACUUGGACACAAGGGCAACAACAUGAAGGUGAACAUGAACAAGAACCGAAAGCUCCGGCAGAUCACCCAGGGCAGUCGCACCACCACGCGACAGAAACCCGCCGCAAAGCCGACCCCGAAACCAACACCUAAGCAGUCGCAGAAACAGGCACAGAAGCAAGCACAGAAGUGA